This is a messenger RNA of Orcinus orca (killer whale), 1152 nucleotides long. RefSeq names its product protein phosphatase 1F-like. The record is from RefSeq and is a predicted model, not a curated record. Gene Ontology annotation, biological process: protein dephosphorylation; negative regulation of protein kinase activity. Lineage: Eukaryota; Metazoa; Chordata; Mammalia; Artiodactyla; Delphinidae. Gene Ontology annotation, cellular component: cytosol. The transcript has a single exon. Gene Ontology annotation, molecular function: protein serine/threonine phosphatase activity; cation binding.
CAGAAUGAAGACCAACGACCUGGCAGCAGCCCCCGGGGAUGCUCUGGGCAUGGCCUCAGGACCCCCACAGCAGAACAGCCAGAAGGCAGAGGAGAACCCCAGCUUCCUGGACGCACUCCUCCGCGACUUCCCAGCCCUGCUGGGCCCGGAGAGCCUGUUGCCAUGGAAGGUCCGAGGGACAAUGCUGAUCCAGGAGGAGGUGAAAGGCGAGCUAGCUGAGCUGGCCAUGAGCUAGCUGAGCUGGCCAUGGGCUUCCUGAGCAGCAGGAGCGCUCGGCCGCCACUUGCUGCCUGCCUGGCUGCUGCGGACGGACCUUUCUGAGUUGCGGAAGUUGCCGGAGCAGGUGGAGGAGGAUCGCGAUGAGGAGGAGGAGGCCCCUGUGAGCCUGCUGGACGCUGCGGGCCUGGUGCGGAGCCUCUUUGACCGGCUCUGGGAAGUGUGCAGCCAGUGGCAGAAGCAGGUGCCCGUGGCUGCCUGGGUCCCGCAGCGGCAGUGGCUCGUCUCCGUGCAUGCCAUCCGUAAUGCGCGCCUCAGGAUGGAGGACAAGCACGUGUGCCUCCCAGCCUUCAACCUGCUCUUUGGCCUAUCAGACUCUGCGGACCGCGCCUACUUUGCCGUGUUCGAUGGGCACGGAGGGGUGGACGCCGCGGGGUACGCGUCUGUGCACAUGCACGCUGUUGCUGCCCACCAGCCGGAGAUGCCCACUGACCCUGCGGGGGCCCUGCGAGCAGCCUUCCGCUGCACCGAUGAUAUGUUCCUCUGGAAAGCCCGGCGAGAGUACAGAUAAAAGCUACGUUUACACUGUACCCUCAUCUAUAAGCGUGCAGCAGAAUUACGUCGAAAACAACACACGUACGGUAAAAAACACCUUAUUGCUAAAAACUGCUAGCCGUCAUCUGAGCCUUCCAGUCGUGAUCUUUUUGCAGUAGGAACAUCAAAGAUGACUGCUCACAGAUCAUCACGACAGAGAAUAAUAAUAAUGAAAAAGUUUGAAAUAUCGCAGGAGUUACCAAAAUGCGGCACAGAGACAGGAAGUGAGCAAAUGCUGUUGGAAAAAUGGUGCCAAUAAACUUGCUCGGCGCAGGGUUGCCACAAACCUUCAGUUUGUGAAAAACGCACCAUCUGCGAAGGGCAAUAACGCGAAGCAGCAAU